Messenger RNA from Dermatophagoides pteronyssinus (European house dust mite), 1295 nucleotides. Its product is annotated as methionyl-tRNA formyltransferase, mitochondrial. Gene Ontology annotation, molecular function: methionyl-tRNA formyltransferase activity. Gene Ontology annotation, cellular component: mitochondrion. NCBI's taxonomy places the organism in Eukaryota, Metazoa, Arthropoda, Arachnida, Sarcoptiformes, Pyroglyphidae. The record is from RefSeq and is a predicted model, not a curated record. Gene Ontology annotation, biological process: biosynthetic process; conversion of methionyl-tRNA to N-formyl-methionyl-tRNA.
UAUUUUUAUCGAUCGAUUUCAAACGAUGAAGUAUGAGAUCAACAUUAUUAUUAUUAUCAUUGGUGAAACGAAAAUGGCUUUCGCCAGCUAACAUGGUCGUUUCAAAAUCAUUUUUAUCAUCAUAUGCAAAACAAAAAUCAGCCAGAGAAUUAUCCAUAUUAUUCUAUGGUUCUGAUGAUUUUAGUAUAGCUAGUCUUAAAUUAUUACAUAAAAAACUGUUAAAUCCUGGAUUGGAUGCUACAGUUAUUGUAAAAAAUAUACAAGUAGUCACAACAAAAUGUAAUAAUCCUGUUAGUUUAUAUUGUAAAAAAACUGAUCUACCAAUUACUUUAUUCGAUGAAUAUACGGUUCCAAAUGAUCAAUUUGAUCUUGGUGUCGUUUCUUCAUUCGGUCGCCUUAUACCAUCUCAAGCUAUUAAUGCCUGCCAUUUUGGUGUUUUCAAUAUUCAUGGCUCAUUAUUGCCACGAUGGCGUGGAGCUUCACCUAUCCAACAUGCUAUACUUCAUGGUGAUGAAAUAACCGGUGUUACCAUAAUGAAAAUUCAUCCAAAUAGCAUUUUUGACAGGUUUGAUGUUGGCGAAAUUUUGGCACAAAAACCCAUCGAAAUUGUACAUCGAAUUUCGGCCAAACAAUUGAAACAAGUAAUGGCACCAAUAGGAGCUCAACUACUUUGGGACUGUAUUGAAGAUUUGGACAAUUGUUUAGCGAACGCUCGUAAACAACCUGAAGAAGGAGUUACAUAUGCUCGAAAACUAAAAAUUACGGAUGGUGAAAUCGAUUGGACAAAUAUGAAUGCAUAUGAAAUUGAUCGACGUUUUCGCGCAUUCAACGGUACCAUCGAUGUUUAUACCUAUUGGAUUGAUGGUACACCAUUACGAUUGGGUGAUAUACUUGAUCCAGAUCUUGUGAAUCGUUUGAAUAUAUCCGUUUUAGCCGGACAUGGACACUAUGAACAUUUACCAGGCCUUGUUUAUUAUCAUAAAAAACGACACAUUCUAUGUAUUGCUUCGGCAAAUGAAACAUGGUCGGCAUUUAGAAGCCUAACACUGAAAGGACGACGGAAAAUGUCUGCAUUAGGAUUCUCCAAUACAUUUAUUCGUCCAAUUGUUAAAGAAUUCAAAGCUAAUAAUCAAGGACAGCGACCAUUUUUAAUUGUAGGACAAACGGAAAAACAUGGCGGCAUGUUUAAUAUGAAUGAAUUCGAACAGAUUAAACAACAAUAUUUAUGAUAAGAGCAAAGAAAAAUUUCCAAAUCAAUAUCGAUUUGUGUUUUUGAUUUAGUUCAUUCGAUUAUA